Molecule: messenger RNA, 1827 nt
Organism: Varanus komodoensis (Komodo dragon)
Lineage: Eukaryota; Metazoa; Chordata; Lepidosauria; Squamata; Varanidae
Product: sodium-dependent neutral amino acid transporter B(0)AT3-like
Exons: 12
Coding region: 1-1827 (608 amino acids)
Biological process (GO): sodium ion transmembrane transport
Cellular component (GO): plasma membrane
Source: RefSeq, a predicted model, not a curated record
AUGUCGCAUGCGGAGGACUCAAGAGACAUUCAGGUCGAUGCGAGGCCAAAGUGGGACAACAAAGUACAAUACCUUCUAAGCUGCAUUGGGUUUGCUGUCGGCUUUGGGAAUGUAUGGCGCUUCCCGUACUUGUGCCAAAUCUAUGGAGGAGGUGCAUUCCUGAUUCCCUACGUCAUUGCACUCUUCUUCGAAGGAAUCCCGCUAUUUCAUCUUGAACUGGCCAUAGGGCAGCGCUUGAGAAAAGGCAGUAUCGGAGUCUGGACCCAGAUCUCCCCAUACCUGGGAGGACUUGGUUACGCUUGCAUGGUGGCGUCCUUCUUAGUGAGUGUCUACUACAAUAUGAUUUUGGCCUGGGUGUUGUGGUACUUUGUAAACUCCUUCAGAGAUCCCUUGCCUUGGAGCAUCUGUCCAGAAUAUAACUACAACGCAGAACUCGCUGAAGAGUGCCACAAAAGCACGGCGUCCACUUUCUUCUGGUACAGACACACAUUGAACAUCAGCUCAGACAUCACGCAGAGUGGCCCUUUUCUGUGGUGGAUGGUUUUGUGCCUGGCUGCUUGCUGGAUCAUUCUCUACAUGUGCACAAUCCGAGGAAUUGAAUCAUCUGGAAGGGUGAUAUAUCUGACAGGCACAUUUCCCUACAUCCUGCUCACGGUGUUCCUUGUUUAUGGACUGACUCUCCCAGGAGCUCGUGCAGGGCUUAUCUACCUCUUCACUCCAAAUGUGGAUGUCCUGAAAAACCCACGGACAUGGCUGGACGCUGCCACGCAGAUAUUCUAUUCCCUUUCUUUAGCACUGGGGGGACUCAUCGCAUAUUCGAGCUACAACCCACAAAAGAAUGACUGUGAAAAGGAUGCACUUACAAUUGCAAUUGUGAACAGCCUGACCUCUCUGUAUGCCGCCAUCCCGAUUUUUUCUAUCCUGGGGUUCAAAGCAACCGUGGCCUACACAGACUGCUUGAAUAGGAACAUCAAAAAGCUAGAGGGCAGUUUUAAUCUGCUGCAGCAAAGGAUCACCAAGGACAACUACACCACGUGGCUGGAAAACCUGAGCCCACCGUCUUUGGGAAAGGUUGCUGAGCUCCAGCUGAUAAAUUGCGAUCUUCAACAUUUCCUGGACCAGAGCACUUCUGGAACCGGCUUGGCCUUUAUCGUGUUCACAGAAGCCAUCGUUCAUCUACCUGGAGCCCAAGCUUGGGCUAUUCUGUUUUUUAUCAUGUUGUUUUCUCUGGGCCUCUCAUCCAUGUUUGGACUCGUUCAGAGUAUCUUGACGUCUUUCCUAGAAUUCCAAACUGUGUCUAAAUACUUACCUAAGGAGGCUGUAUCUGGUAUUAUUUGCCUCAUUUCCUUUCUGCUGGGUCUCAUUUUUACUCUGAGAUCUGGAAGCUACUGGUUGGAAGUGUUUGAUAGCUACACAGGAUCCAUUCCUCUGCUGAUCAUUGCCUUGUUUGAACUGAUUGGGAUCAACUUUGUUUACGGAAUGAAAAGGUUUUGUGAUGAUGUGGAAUGGAUGACAGGACGGCAACCCAACUUUUAUUGGAAGGCAUCAUGGCAAGUCAUCAGCCCCGUGCUAAUGCUCACCGUCUUUUUGGCCUACAUAGCUGUUCUGAAACCACCAGGUUACAGUGGAUGGAAUCCAAACUAUACACACUUUCCUGAAAAGGAGACAAAAGUUUACCCCAAAUGGGUUGUCUUCAUCUGCAGCAUGCUAGCAACCGUACCUUGUCUAUUCAUCCCAGCUGGAGCCAUUUACCACCUGUGGAAAGUGAUGCUCAAGCGGAAGGAGAAACAAGCGCUGCACCCUUCCAACAGCACUGGAGCCAACUGA